This is a messenger RNA of Gossypium raimondii (Peruvian cotton), 2448 nucleotides long. RefSeq lists its product as uncharacterized. The coding region runs from base 196 to 2145 and encodes 649 amino acids. The transcript is spliced from 16 exons. NCBI's taxonomy places the organism in Eukaryota, Viridiplantae, Streptophyta, Magnoliopsida, Malvales, Malvaceae. Gene Ontology annotation, molecular function: protein binding. The record is from RefSeq and is a predicted model, not a curated record.
CAGCAAUUUAACCAAACAAGUAGUACAUAAAAAUCAUUGUUUAUUUGAAGCACCGAAUCCCUAAUUAAAUUCCCAUCGAGGAAUCCAAAGAUUCUUUUCUUCAACCAAGUUUCAAAAUUCAAGGUCUAAUCUAAUCUGUACGUUUUGCUUCCCAUCGACGUUCGACUUCCCUGUAACUCUGUAAGAUAGUAUAGGAUGGAGAAUAUGCAAUAUGCCGAGGAGCUUGUGAGGGAAUUUUUGGUCUUCAGAGGAUUUACAAAUACAUUACAAGCUUUUGAGACUGAGAGAUGUACGGAUAUUGGUAAAAUGUUUCAAGUUUAUAAGAUAGUAGACUUGAUUUUCGCCGUAUAUAUUCCUAAAUUUCAUGCCGAGAAAUUAGUUGGUUUAUUUAGUUUCUUUAAGCAAUGCUUUUCAUCGUGGUCUGAAACUACGAUGCUUGAUACGUUCUUGAAAUUGGAGGGCUCUGUUCUUCGGUGUUACAUUGUUCAUGCAUUGCAAUCCGGGAGGAAAGAUAAAGUUGUGGAGUUUUUUGGAAUGAAUGGGAAUGAUUUGCUGCUAAAGGGUUCUGAUUGGACAGCUUGGUUUGCCAUUCCUUAUGUGAAGAACCCUAGCAUCGAUCCUCAGUUUCGUGUAUAUUUCUCCAAGGAAUGGUAUGAAGCUCUCCGUCUUUCUGUGAGGAACUUUUUCAGCGAGAUCUUCAAUGGUACUCGCCUUCCUGCCCUACUGAAGAUCAGUUCAGAAAAGAAUACAAUUAGCUGUCUUAAGAAAGACAACAAGCGUCUUAAUCAAAAGUUAUUGCAACUUCAGGCCUUACUGGAGGAGAAGGAUGCACAGUUAGGUCUAUCAAAUAGGAGCAUGGGAGCAGCUAACAGUUCUUUUCAAUCAAGUGGCAUUGAUGGUGAAAAUUUACGCCCAUCUUCAAGUAGUGAGGACAUAUGUGCUCCUGCAACCUCAUAUUUGGGUAGAAUACCACAGAGUGAGGAAUGUGCUGCUGCUGAACCGACCAAAUUUGCAUCAGCUCGUGUUGAGUCCUCAUCGAGGCAAGAUUCAUACUCUGCUUCAAGUCUUCAUGCUUCAUCCGGUGGAGUCGACGAUACUGCUCAAAAGUUAUAUGGUAGCCAUUUUGAUGAGAAUGGCAGAGAAAUGCUCAGAGAAGAAGAAUUUCCUGAAGUGAGUGUAGAGUUUCAGGAGACAUUUUUGGGCCACACAAGUCCAAUUACUCGGUGCCGGUUUUCUGCAUCUGGGAACAAUAUAGCUAGUGCAUCUGUGGAUGGCACUGUCAGGAUAUGGACAUAUGACUCAUCGAUUCCAGCAUCUAGAAACGCGACCAUAUAUUGUGGAGCCGAGAUAAUGUCACUUGACUGGGAAUGCAAAUCUGACCGUUUGCUUCUCAUAGGCACUGCUGAUGGAGGCAUUAAAGCAUGGAAUGUUGAUGCGAAGAGAGUUGUCUGUGAUCUGAAUACAACUGAUGCAUUUCCAAGUGUCUUGGAUUUAAAGUGCAGCCCUGUGGAACCAAUAUUUGUUUCUGCUGCAUCUUCACGAAGGCUUGGGUCAAACUCUAUUGACUCUCUGGGGUAUGCUUCAUUGACUGUAUGGAACAUGAAAACAUGGAAAGCUAUGACAGUCCUUCCUCUUGGUGAAGAUCCGCCUGCAAUUACUUCUCUAUGCUUCAAUCAUAACGGGAAGAUUUUAGCUGCCUCUGCCACUGAUGGAAUGAUUCACAUGUUUGACAUGUCUGCUGGUCUACAAAUCACCGGGUGGCCAGCACAUGAUUCUGCAAUAAGCUCACUUCUUUUUGGGCCAGAUGAGACGAGCAUUUUUAGCUUGGGCUCAGAUGGAAAGAUAUUUGAAUGGAGCUUGCAAAACCAAGGUCGUGUCCUUUGGUCAAAAACUUCUAGCUGGUUUUCUGAACCCCAGACGUCAAAAUAUUGUAGACACGAAAUGGCAUUGGAUGCCAGCGGGAGGCAGCUGUUAGCAACAUCUGGUUCCGUAAGAGCACCCAUAUAUCAGGUACAAGGCCAUUCAAAUGGGUUCAAAACUCUUCCCCAUAGUGCAGCCAUAACAACCGUGGAUUGGCACCCAAGCUUGCCUAUUUUCUUGACCGGAUCAGCAGAUAACUCAGUUCGAGUAACUUCCAUAUUGUGAAGACACUCUACUUGUAUUAUAUAUUCCCAAUGGUUUUUCCCAAUUUCAGGUAAAUGAAACCUAAUUAUCGGCCUAUUGACAAGAUAUAAAUAUUUUUCCAUAUUUUCGUGCAUGUUUGAGGAUGCUUAUUUGUUGCCAGUGUUUGGAAGAGGUAAUAUCGUGAGUGAUGAUGUAAUUCAUUGAAUUGUUUGUACCUUUAUUUACUUGUCAUUGUCAAACUUACAGAGACAAGGCCACUUCAUGGCAGCACUGUUUUAAGGUUCUGGUUAAAUCUUAUAUGAAAAAAAUCAGUAUAAAGUAAAA